GUCGGCCAUUAGUUCGAACGAGCCGUCAUCUGUUUGCUGUCAUUGGCAACAUAACCUUACACUUUUUCCACAUUUAUUUCGUGUUUAAAAUGUGAAAACUGCACGUUUCGCAAAAUUGCGACUACCUAACACGCCAGUGAGUGCUGUUGUUUGGUGCUAGUAUGGAGGUGAACCCUUUGAGUGUGAUUUUGGUGAAAUCGGACAGCAAGGGGGACCGCCUCUUAUUUCGGUACCCCUUCCGGUUCUUGGAGAAAAACGAGCCGGCAAACACCAAACGGCGAAAUCCUUACACGUUACCAAACCUUGAGGACCUACUACAGUCCCCCACUCAGCCCACAUCGAACAUAAAUAAGGGCCACUUGACCGGUUUCACUGACGAAGUCCUGUCGUCUCUAUUUGCCGUGAAGUCCGAAUUGUGCAAUAAUAAGUUUGAGCUGAAAGUCAACGAUGUGCGAUUUGUGGGUCACCCGACUUUGCUACAGUUGCGGAAUAAACAACAGGACGCUUCUGGUUUAAUGUUGAUUAAUGUGGUGUUUGCUUUACAAGCCCUUGCUAGUCAUUCAGUUGUAACGUGUUACCACGAUUUGAGUAAAAGAGUUGGAAUUGCGUUACGUUAUGAGGAAAAACGCUGUGGUUAUGUGAGUGAACAGACGCAAACCAUGACCACAGCACACGAUGAUGGGUAUACUGGUAACUCAGAAUCGGCCUUCGAGACUAUUUUAACUAAGUGUACGUUGGCGAAAAAUAUUAAAAAGUUGUAUGAAGAUUUGUGCAGCACUGGACUAGUCAAUAUUCAAAUUAACAAAUGGAUCACUUUGAGUUUUUGUUUGCCUCAAAAGGUGCACCAGUGGCACUUGAGAGGGAAAUUCGUUGAGCCUAAAGACAUAGACAGGUGUUUGAAGGCUUUACGCCCUUACCACAGUUUAUUAUUACUGCACCCCAUCCAGCAAAUGGCCGAUUUCACUGGACUGGAUGGCUCCCCAUCCUUAGAACGAAUGCUAAAGCAAUAUUCUCCAAUAAAAAACUUGCAAACUUUAGCAGCCGACGCCGACUUGACCCUCCACCAUGUUUUUGAGCUCACAGCUCAUUUAGUUUACUGGGCUAAAGCUACAGUUAUAUUCCCCAUUUGCUUGACUAACAAAUAUGUGAUAGCUCCAGACGCCCCCAUUCAUCUGAAUUCACCUCUGAUUGACAAAUUCUCAGAGGCUUUCCCCACAGCGAAUUUAAUUCGUGUGAUUAGCGAUUUCGCGCUACCGACCUCUUUGGGCCAGAAGUGCAACCCGUUGUGCCAUCCGGCCCAACAGUCUCAUUUAGUACAGACUAUUAUCUGGAUGUUGCAACACCAUCUACUGUUGCAACUGCACACUUAUGUGCAGUAUAUGCCAACAGAUCACGGGUUGGCAGUGCCCAGGGAAAAGGACGAACGGAUCGUUUCACAAAGAAACAUAGGAAAUGUAUUGUCCUCGAGCUCGUAUCACCCGAGUACGUCCGAGCACUCGCGAGCCGAGUCCGAAAGCGGCACGUCGACGGUGUCGGAAACGCCCGAGCUUCGCAGCGAAUCAGAUUUGAUCAACCGCAGUAUAAAUCUCGAAAAUGUGAGUUUUACGUCGGUUGAGGACGAAAAACAGGAUUAUCAGGAGGAGUUGCUGUUGGAUUUUCCUGAUGAGGAACGCGGGAAUAUUUUUAAAAUACCGGCAACUAAUAAUCCAGAGGAUUUGCGAUUGUUUGCCCGAUUGUGUCGCAAAGGUUAUUUUCAUGGGAAUCACCACAUUGAGGAGAUAAUGUAUUUGGAGAACUUACGGCGCAGUCAGUUGUUGCAGCUCUUGGAUAAGUUUAGGGAUGUUUUGAUUACGUACGAAACGGAGGAUCCGGCUAUAGCUAUGUUUUCAUACACGUGAGCGUGUUGACUAUUAUUCAUUGUUUUCACUAAUUAUUUUAUUACAACUGUUACAAUCUUCGUAUUUUUGUAGUUAAUUUUUUACUGGUUGAAUAAAGAAAUUACAAGUU
Molecule: messenger RNA, 2007 nt
Organism: Tribolium castaneum (red flour beetle)
Lineage: Eukaryota; Metazoa; Arthropoda; Insecta; Coleoptera; Tenebrionidae
Gene: Nprl3
Product: Nitrogen permease regulator-like 3
Exons: 7
Coding region: 162-1898 (578 amino acids)
Biological process (GO): negative regulation of TORC1 signaling; TORC1 signaling; positive regulation of autophagy
Cellular component (GO): GATOR1 complex
Source: RefSeq, a predicted model, not a curated record